This is a messenger RNA of Thamnophis elegans (Western terrestrial garter snake), 2720 nucleotides long. It is a transcript of the gene SUSD1, whose product is annotated as sushi domain containing 1. The coding region runs from base 107 to 2113 and encodes 668 amino acids. The record is from RefSeq and is a predicted model, not a curated record. Gene Ontology annotation, molecular function: calcium ion binding. The transcript is spliced from 15 exons. Lineage: Eukaryota; Metazoa; Chordata; Lepidosauria; Squamata; Natricidae.
AGGAAGAAGUAGAAGGUGACCGCGCCUUAAGCCGGGCCUCUCCUCCGCCAGGGGCCUCUCGAAGUUGAGACGAAUUGAGGCGGGAACCGUGGCUGCUGGAGGCGACAUGAAGUCGGGGCCUGUUGGAGCGACGCGGGGCCGUCCUCAGUUCCUGCUGCUGGUCUUGUGGGCGCUGCUGCUUCUGACCCACUCUUCGGAGGAAGAGAAGAAACGGGAAAACACCAGAGAUGUAAUUUUUGAUAUUUGUGCUACUUGCCAUGCAAAUGCCACAUGUAUACAAAAAGAUGGCAAAGAUAUCUGUGAAUGCAACUAUGGAUUUAUGGGAAAUGGAAUAACAAUCUGCCAUGAUAAAAAUGAAUGUCUUUCUGGCAUUUGCGGUGAACAUGCUGUAUGCCAUAACACACACGGAAGCUACUACUGUGUUUGCCACGUAGGCUUCCAGCCUUCCAAUAAACAUGAAACAUUUAUUCCCAAUGAUGGCACAAAAUGUAUAGUUGUGGAUUGUGGACCUCCACCUUAUAUUCCAAACACUCUGUCAGCUCCUGUGAAUAAAACCACUUAUGGAAACCAAAUUCUUUAUGUUUGUCAGCCUAAUUAUAUCCUUAAAAGUGGAAACUCAGCUGCGGUUUGCAAUGCCAAAGGAAAAUGGGAAGGUGCAGAUAUGGUGUGUAAAGAAAUAGACUGUGGAAAACCACCGUGGCUGCCAAAUGCAGACAUUAUCUGGAAUAACAGCACAACUUUAGGGAGCACCGUAUACUAUAAAUGCAAGGAUGGAUUUCAGUCUUUUGGAGAACAUAAUUUUUCACAAUGUAAAAUAUCUCGCAAAUGGGAAAACAUUACUUUUGAAUGCAAGGAAAUCAUUUGUGGCCAACCUCCUGUACUGUCUUUCUCAAACGUGAUAUGGAAUGGGUCUACUCAUCCAGGAAGCACCGUAGAAUACAACUGCAUGAAAGGUUUCUAUUCCAUGGGGACAAAAAGUCAUUCUGUUUGCACCAGGAAUGGAUCUUGGGAAAUGUUGGAUUUAAGAUGUAAAAAAGUGCAAGACUUCGUUGAUGUUACAUGGAAAGAUCCUUGUGUAUCAUGGAAGAGACAUUAUGGAAGCGCUGGAGUAAAUGAAACUUAUCAAGUUACUAUGUUGAUGCUAGGAAAUGAAUCAGAGGACACGACAGAUAUGUUGAUCAAACCACCCGCCACUGAAAUGACUGUAAAUGUGUGUUUGCAAUUACGGCAACACACAAAUUACACUGUGGACAUUAUUGCAGACUCUCUUAAUUUGCGUUUACGGCUCAGAAUAGCACAUCCAGUAAUUCAUCCAGUGGUUGAAAAGACAGUAUUCAACAAUAUCUCCAUAUUUAAUGACACCUGUAUUAAAUGGCAGAGAGUCCCAGGAAGAAGACAGUCUGAGGAAAACUACCUGAUUCACCUAGUGGGCCUACGCUGGUAUCAGAAGGAAUUCAGUCAUGAAAUGAUUCUUAAUUUUACCACAGAUUCUUGGAAUCCAGAAUUGUGCCUCAAUUUAUCUUCAGGCAGCAAUUACACUGUAAACAUCUCCACUGCUGACCUAAAUCAUAGUGUCCUCAUCAAUUUGAGCAUCCCAUUAGCAGAUCCACCAUCACCACAAGUAGAAUUCAUGUCAACACAACACUUUAUACCAUUAUUGAGCUUUCUGAAAGCUGAAGGAAAAAAUGGUCCAAUCAGUUCUUACCAAGUGAUUGUCAUUCCUGGGAUUCCGCUCUGCAACUUUAAUUGCUACUCCUUGACCAACCACUCCUACUUCACCAAAGGUUCAGAAUCUGGUGGCUACGUGACAGCUGAGUUCUCAGCCAAGAGCAUCCCUGAGAACAGGUUGACCUUUGUUCUCGGAGACCGACUAUAUUAUGGAGGAUUUUAUAAUGCUCCCUUGAAACCAAGAAAAGCGUAUUGCAUUGUACUUAGGACUGUCAGCAAGUGGAAUUGGAUGAGAACGCAGUCCUGUGUAAUAUGGGCCCAUAUUAGAGAUAUAUCAUUUCCAGUACAGCACUUGACUAUUGUUAUUUUAAGCUCAGUUGCUGCUAUCAGUACCAUCUUUUUAUUAUUACUCUGCCUAGCAUGCAGCACAUUCAACUCCAGCUGAACCGCCAAGAAAAUGUUUUUUUUUUUGAUAGACUGGAUAUUUAUCAACUGCUAUCAAUACUGCCCAAGAAAGCAAUGCAUGGUUCUGCAAAUGCUUUUGUCUAAUAGAUACAACUCCUGAUCAUUUGGAAGAGAAUAAAAACAAGACAUAGAAAUACAGAGCUAUCCUUCAGUGCUCAAGAGGUGGAAACCCCUUGUGCAAAAUAUCAUCUGUCUUCUCUCGUUUAAAAAUAGGUUUUCAUACCUUGUUUUCUUCAUGUAAUUUUCAAUCUUGAAGCUUGUUAUGUUUGUUAACACACAUACACAUUUUACAUCCAGAGCGUGUGUGUCUUCUGUUUCAGUUCAUGUUAAGACAUUGAAUUUAUUUUUGUAUGGGGAGUUACUAAAUAUUUUUAAAUAAGAAUCUUUAGUAACUCUUUAAAAAUAGAACAUUUAUAUUAGAGGGCCAAGUUAAAACCAGAAAUACGCAUUUCUGAAAAUGAGUUAAAGCUGAAUUUGUUUUCCUUUGAAAGUAAGAGGACUUUUCCCUUUAUUUCAAUAAUAUCUAUCCUUACUUUUGUAAUUUGGAUCCACUCAUUAGGUGUACAUUUCUACUGCGUUGUUUAAUG